Molecule: messenger RNA, 5358 nt
Organism: Cinclus cinclus
Lineage: Eukaryota; Metazoa; Chordata; Aves; Passeriformes; Cinclidae
Gene: PPP1R26
Product: protein phosphatase 1 regulatory subunit 26
Exons: 2
Coding region: 1-4011 (1336 amino acids)
Biological process (GO): negative regulation of phosphatase activity
Molecular function (GO): protein phosphatase inhibitor activity
Source: RefSeq, a predicted model, not a curated record
AUGUUCCUUAUGGAUGCUCCUCCUCUAGUAGCUCUUCAGACAAAAUGGGAGUCCUUUGGACCAGCAAGGAAUUAUAGAUACCCCGUUUGCUUCCCUGAAUCUGACAGCAGCGUCACCAGAACCUCUGUGAGUGCCAAAGUUCAGAUGAUCAUCAACAACCUGCAAAGCCAAGAGCCUGCCCUGGGUAUGAACAAUGAGUGUGCCUGUGUUAUGCAGAAGAAACAGAAGGGAGAAAAAGGCACCAGUGCCAGAGUCACAUCCAGCACCGCAUUGCUGCGGAAGCAUCCUCAGUACACCCAGUGUGGGUGCCCUGAGGAUUCUGGUGACAGCCAAGUGGAAGAGAAUGUAGAAUUUGGGACUCUCCUGCUGGAUUCUGACAGCGACGAUUCUGUGGACCGAGGUAUAGAGGAAGCCAUCCAAGAGUACUUGAAAACCAAAAGCGAAAGUGCCCAGUCGUUGCCAAGGAAUGCAGAGCGUUCUGAGAAUGUGAGCAGAGACAAAAGGUUUAAGAGAGAAUUCUCCCAGAACAAAGUGGCAAGUAACCUCCUCCCUGUGAAGUUUAAAGCCGAGAUGCUCUCUGAAGAGUACCUGUCUGACCACCUGGGAAUUGGGAAAAGGCUUCAGCCUGCUUCCCCUCAGAGCAUCAGCAGCGAUGACUCCUUUGAACAGAGCAUACAAGCUGAAAUAGUGCAGUUCUUGAAUGAGAAGAAGCAGCAAGAAAUCAGUAAAUGUGUUACCGAGGAGGAUAAAAAAGAUUCCCGGGUGAGGUCUGUCCUGAAAUGCAGCAAAGAAGCAACAAACAGAACAAACUGUAGUGCUAUAAAGCAGGGUUGUAAUGCACUGCUCCUGAGACACCAUCCCAAGCUGCAGAAAUCCAGCACCCAGUCCAAGUGUUUGCAAUCAAAUAUCCAAGCAGAGCCCAGUGAUUUCAGCCAGGUGAACCAAGCAUAUCUAGAAAUGGCCACUGCCAGCCAGCCUUGGCUCGUGGAGCAGAAAGAGGGAAGUGGAGCUCAUUACUGGGAGCCAAGGGAAGCACUGAUCAAGGAGAGCAUGCACACGUCUGACUCGAGCAGCGAUGAUGGCAUCGAAGAAGCCAUUCAGCUUUACCAGCUGGAGAAAAUCAGGAAAGAGGCAGGUCGUGGAGCAAACUGUGUCCCUUUGCAGAAGGAACAAUUUGAUCCAAAGGGUAUGGCAGACAUUUCUGCCAGCCUGACAAUUAGCGCCACAAAAAGUGCCUCACCAGAAAUCCAUAAAAGCCCUAUAAGCAACAAGAGAAAAGAAAUUAAUUCCAAGUCAACGGGAUUAGAAAGCACCAGCAAUGACUUUAAUAAGCUGUUUAAACCACUGCAAAAAGCCAGACAUUUUGCACUUCCAGAAAACAAGAUUGCUGCUUGUGAGCUCACAUUGCAGGCCUCUUGCAGAGCAGACACAUCUGCAGAGCUCAUGUGUGCAGAAGCUAUCCUGGAUAUUUCCAAAACAAUCAUGCCAUCCCAAAUGGGAAGUGACAACAAAUCCCUCACUGCAGACUCCUUCUUUUCUCCCCAGCUUCUCUCGUCCUCCCGUUGUGAAAGUGACAGCAGCCAUGUGGACAGUGAUGACAGCAUAGAGCAAGAAAUCAGGGCUUUUUUGGCUCUGAAAGCACAGUCAGAAAACCUUGGAACAAAACCUCCCAGCCUGUCACGCUCCAUCCAGAUGCCUUUGCCUUCUGAUCCAAACAGCCUCACCGGGACCCUUGAGCCUGCUCUGCCCAAAACACUGAAAUUAUCCCUGAGUCGGAAAAGGAGACUUAAAAGGGAAGGCAGAACAGCAAAACAAGGAGGGUCAAAACUACCUGAACAGCUGGAGAUGGGACUUUUCCAGCCAGGUAACAAUUCCAGAUUCCCUGUGCUUCAAGAUGAGCGUGCCCUGAGCAACCCCACAGAACUCCGGGAUGCUCAGAGUAAUAAAGACCCGAGGCAGCAGCAGCUGAUGGCUCCCAAAUUGUCUGGCUCUGAUGGCAGCAGAUGUGUGGCUUUGCACUCUGUGAACCCUUUUCUGCAGGUUCAGAGUAGCACAAGAAAACCUACAAAAAACCCCAUCCAAACCCCAGAGAGGGAAGGGUCAGGUGAUGAGAGCAGCUCUCUGGACAGUGAUGAGGACCUGGACAGUGCUAUCAAGGACCUGUUACGGUCUAAAAGGAAGUUAAAGAAGAAAUCCAAGGAUCAGAAGGCUCAGUGCAAGAAGAAAGUCAGAUUCAGUGAGACAGAAACUCAGCUGCUGGAUGAGUUCAGUAGCCUCCAACAAAACGAGUGGAAAUGUAAAAAUCCCUCGCUGCUGAAAAGCUGCCUCUCAAAACCUAGGAAGGCUGUGAAGGAGAAUGCAGUCAGGAGCCCUCCAGACAACAUCAAACUUCCAAAUGACAAGCCAGAAACCAUGAAAAACCUGGAGUUUAACUUACAGCUUAAAAAAGGCAAUAAACCUAAACCAGUUUCAAACCAGCGGGGGGCUAAGAAUAGAAAAUGUGCUUUCCCAGCUGUGUCAGAUGCCAGUGACAGCAGCUCAGUGGACAGCGAUGACAGCAUCGAGCAGGAAAUCAGGAGGUUUUUGGCAGAAAAGGCUAAAGACUCUGCAAGCAAUUCAGUGAUGCAAAAAGGUGAUGCAAGUCUGGACCUAUUCAGAGCGACCAAACAAACUGGUAAUAAAGGAAGAGCAAAGCAGCAGCUGGUGGAAAACGAGAUUGACCUCGUGCUGGGUCAGAGUAAAAAGACUGAAGUAGCUCAGCAAACUGAGGAGGUGAAGAACUCUCAGAGAACAGAAGGGAAAAGUGCAAUGUUAGCUGGCAGUGGAAAAUGUGCUGCCUCUGCAGAGAAUGUUUCUACUACUGGUCAGUCAAAAGCUAAGCAAGGACUGGGGGGGGUCAAAGGUGGUGGUGCUGGGGAGUUACCUGGGAAUGCAGCAGGUAAAAGGAAUGUCCGUAACACUGAGCCCCCAAAACCCAGCAGAAAUGAAGGGUGCAAAGUAAGAAGAGUCAUGAAUGCAAAGCCCAGAUCUAAAAGGAAGAAUACCUUCCAACUCAAAAUCUCAAGUAAAUUUAUUGCGGGUCUGAAAUACGCCCGGGACAGGAAGAAAUUGAUGCUUAUGAACAAAAAGCAAAAAGCAGAGUGUUUCCUCACCCAGAGCAGUGCCUUGGGAAUGGAGGCAGCUUCCCAGGACACAGAUGUACUUAACCCCUCUCCAAAAGGUGAAUUUAAUGGGGAAAUUACACCAGCGAUAAAAGCACCCAGUUCUUCUCAGAAACUCACUGUGGGAGGGGUGAAUCCCCAUGCAGCAGAAAGCUGUGCAGGAGCUGAGUGUCUCAAAGAGGCAGCUGAGGGUUGCAGGAAGGCUGAUGCUCCAGGGGAUCAGUCCCACUCCAACCUCCCCUCACAGGAGCAGAGUGUGGCAGCAGGAGAAGCUGAUAAGGUUUGCAGAGGAACCUCCAGAGCUGACAACACCCAGAUGUGGAUCAAAGAAGGAGAUACCCACCAAGGCAGCUGGGCUGACUCCUCUGCAGAUCCCCUACGCCCUGAGUGCAGUGUGGGAAAAGCAGAUAAAGUCAGCAGAGAGCCAGCUCAGCAGAGUGCUCAGGUGGGCAGUAAGGGAGGGAAUAACCAGCUGGACAAGAGGCCAGAUCCAUGUUUAGCUUGCCCAAGGCAGCAAUUCAAUGUGGCAGCAGCAGCAGUGCAUAAUAGAGGAGGAGCUUGUGCAGAUAGCAGUGUGCAGGUGUGCAUUAAGGAAGAAAAGGUUGAUAGACAGGAAGAAAUUCAGGUGUGCAGCUCCAAAGUAGAAGGAAAAACACCUGUCCUGCAGAACAGGGAAGCUGCUGGUGAGUUACACCAAGGGCAGGAAUUUUUAACCAAAACCUGUGCAAAAUUUACUGACCUACCUGCAAGGGACUGCCCAGGUUCCCUCUUGGAAAAAAAAGUUUCAAAUAUUGAUCUCAGCACUGCUCAAAGUCCUUUUGGAUAUCCAGAACCUCCUGCUAGCAGAUGAUUCCAAGUACAACUGCAGCCCCAGACAAGUGAAGGAGUGUGUUCAGAUUUUCCUGGAUUUCCCUGGAUUUCUGUACUGUCAGGCCUGCAGGGCUCAAACAAUUCCUCGUUGUUCUCAACUCCCUCAUUUUGAUGCCCUGCAGUUACCUAGAGAUGGCUUUUGGUUCCCUGAAUGAACUUCCUGGAACUGAGUGCCCUUAACUAUCCUUUUUCAGAAGUGGUUUUUAAAAUGUUACAUUUCUGUGAACUUUUCACUGACAAUUUUGGUGCAAUAAAGCAAAGCUGGGUUUGCUGUAGGAAGUCACAACACAAACGGAUUUUCUUCAGCCACGGAUAUUUUCAGCACUGUUCUUUCUUCAGGCUUUUUCUCUGCCUCCGUUUCCAGCGGACAGAAUAAAGCAAUUUUUCACUACUAUCUUUUUAUUUGUACUGAAUUUCAACGGGAUUGAAGUAGCACAUUGACAUCACACACACACAGAAAGUGCCCCCACGCUGGUUUCCAGCAAAUUCAAAAGGUGUAAAUUUGAGCUGUUGGCUCUUUCAUUUUCGUUUUUGUGUAGUCAAGUCCUUGGAGGAGUUCUCACAUCUUGUCCCUGUGAAUUGAUCUGAUAUUCUCUUUGUCUGCUCUUCUGCAGAACUUCUCUCAGCCAAGCCACCACUUAGCAUCACUUUGUUUCUCAGUCACUUCCGGAGUCUUCCUCCAGGCUGGCCUUAAACUUGCAAAAUGGAGCAAAAGCAGCCAAGACUGGAUCCAGAAUCCCAUGGUGUCCCUGAUGUGAUGCAGAAUGUGGGCAAAAUACGGUGUAGCAUAGAGUAGUAACUGUGGCAUGUAGAGAAAUAAACAUCCUUGGUGUGUUCAUGCUGUCCUGCAGCUGCGUUUGAAACAUGUUUCUAGUGCUCACUUGGCAUUUCUGACUGUCCAACCCCCUUUUUGUAGCCCUGGGGUUGGUUGGCCAGGUUGUUUAAAGGUCAGUGUGUUAGCUCAUCUCCAUUUUGUGGUAGGAUACCUUGGAAAAGUUGUUUUUCCUUAGCUCAGUGCCUGCACUCCCUCUCCACAGGUUUAUCUUUUGCUCUGCCUUGAUUCCGUUGCAGGAUUUGAGCCUUUUGUUUGGAAUAGGUCAAUAGGCUGGUAUUUUAAACUAGAAGUUUUCCAAGUACCUUGCUUUAAAAGGAUUAAACUGUACACUUAAUUUUCCUAGAGAUGUUGGAAGCACUCUGUACUGUUUGUAUAAGAAGCUGAAUGUUUCUCCUCAAAAGUUUUCAGUAAAUCCACAUUAAGAUUUCAAAGGUGUCUCGUGCCCCUGUUGCUGUGUCUGUGUCCUCAGUACCACUCGUGACCUGAUUCACU